GGGACCGGGCAGCUGGGCUGAGACGGCGCGGGAAUGGGCAAAAUGGGCAAAAUGGGGCAAAAAUGGCCGUGAGUGGCUCGUCCUGGGCAAAAGUGGUCCAAAUUGGCGUGAAAUGGGGCAAAAAUGGCCGUGAGUGGCUCGUCCUGGGCAAAAGUGGUCCAGGAUGGUCCAAAGUGGUCCAAAUUGGCGUGAAAUGGUCCAAGUUGGCAUGAAAUGGUCAUAAAUGGCUCAUCCUGGGCAAAAAUGGUCCAAGAUGGUCCAAAAUGGUCCAAAUUGGUGUGAAAUGGGGCAAAAAUGGCCGUGAGUGGCUCGUCCUGGGCAAAAGUGGUCCAAGUUGGCCCAAAGUGGUCCAAAUUGGUGUGAAAUGGUCCAAAAAUGGCCAUAAAUGGCUCAUCCUGGGCAAAAAUGGUCCAAGUUGGCAUGAAAUGGUCCAAAUUGGCAUGAAAUGGUCCAAAAAUGGCCAUAAAUGGCUCAUCCUGGGCAAAAAUGGUCCAAGAUGGUCCAAAAUGGUCCAAAUUGGUGUGAAAUGGUCCAAAACUGGCCAUAAAUGGCUCGUCCUGGCCAAAAAUGGUCCAAGAUGGUCCAAAAUGGUCCAAAUUGGCAUGAAAUGGUCCAAAAAUGGCCAUAAAUGGCUCGUCCUGGCCAAAAAUGGUCCGAGAUGGUCCAAAAAGGCCCAUCCUGCCCCGAAAUGGUCCAAAAUGGCCCAUCCUGGCCCGAAAUGGCUCCAAAUGGUCCAGAACAUUUCAUCCUGGUCCAAAAAACAUCCAAAAUGGCCCAUCCUGGCCCAAAAUGGGUCAUCCUGUUCCAAAGUUGCCCAGAAUGGCUCAAAAUGGUCCAAAAUGGCCCCAAAUAGCCCAAAAUGGUCCAAAAUGGCCCCGGUGUGGAGCGGCCGGGCUGAUGGACACCUGGACAGAUGGACACUCGGACACUCAGACAAUGGACAGCUGGAGUGAUGGACACUCGGACAAAUGGACACUCGGACAAAUGGACGCACGGACAAAUGGACGCACGGACAAAUGGACGCUCGGACAAAUGGACGCUCGGACAAAUGGACACUCGGACAAAUGGACACUCGGACAUUUGGACGCUCGGACAAAUGGACGCUCGGCCACGGCCGCCCCCCCGGGGCCCCCCGGUGAUGCUCGGACCCCUCCCCCACCCCGGGAGGGGGUCCCGGCCGGGGGGGAGGGGCGGGGCGGGGCGGGGGAGGGGCCGCGGCCGCGCUGUACGGACAAAAGCGGAAUAAAUGCGGAACAUGGCGGCGCCCCUGGGCCGGCGCCCGCCAGCCGGAAUGAGUACGGAACAUGGCGGCGCCCAUGGGCCGGAAGCGGCGCGUCACGUGGGCGGGAGGCGGCCAAUCAGCCGGAAUGA
Molecule: messenger RNA, 1371 nt
Organism: Lonchura striata (white-rumped munia)
Lineage: Eukaryota; Metazoa; Chordata; Aves; Passeriformes; Estrildidae
Source: RefSeq, a predicted model, not a curated record